Messenger RNA from Aphanomyces astaci, 1455 nucleotides. RefSeq names its product tyrosine-tRNA ligase, variant. Gene Ontology annotation, cellular component: mitochondrion; cytosol. Gene Ontology annotation, molecular function: tyrosine-tRNA ligase activity; RNA binding; ATP binding. Gene Ontology annotation, biological process: tyrosyl-tRNA aminoacylation. Lineage: Eukaryota; Oomycota; Saprolegniomycetes; Saprolegniales; Verrucalvaceae. The coding region runs from base 17 to 1126 and encodes 369 amino acids. The transcript has 6 exons. The record is from RefSeq and is a predicted model, not a curated record.
AUCGCCGCAGGUUGUCAUGAGUCGAGCGCUGGCGGCACUUCGGAGUCGCGGACUCCUGGCUGGACUGACCCAUGAACACGCAACGUCCGUGCUGGAUGCGGCAGUGGCCAAGCAUCAAGCCAACCCUUCGUCGGUGAAAGCAGUUGGUGUGUAUUGCGGCUUUGACCCCACGGCGUCGUCGUUGCACGUGGGCAACUUGGUGACUGUCAUGGCACUGCGCCACUUUCAGCUGGCCGGAGUUAAGCCUAUCUUGCUGGUCGGUGGCGCCACGGGCAUGAUUGGCGACCCGAGCAUGCGGUCCGACGAGCGCGUCAUGUUGACCGCGGACGCGGUCGCCGCGAACGCGCGCCACUUGGUCGACAGUUUGAAAAACGUGCUCGACUUUGACUGCCCCAAGGUCGGCGCGGAAGUGGCCAACAAUAUGACAUGGCACGGGCACAUGUCAGUGAUCGACUGGAUGCGCGAGUGCGGGGCGUUCGCCCGGGUCAACGCCAUGCUUGCGCGGGACAGCGUCAAGCGGCGCCUCGACGCUGAAUCCGGCUUGAGCUUCCUCGAGUUUUCGUACCAGUUGUUCCAGGCAUUUGACUUUGUCCACUUGCGGCGGCACCACAAUGUGCUCGUGCAGGUCGGAGGGAGCGACCAGUGGGGCAACAUCGUGUCUGGCUGCGAUCUCGUUCGAAAGACCGACGGGCACGAAGUGUACGGGGUCACCGUGCCCCUCCUGACGACUGCAAACGGCGACAAGUUUGGCAAAUCUGCCGGCAACGCCGUCUGGCUGGACGCUGCCAAGACAUCCGUGUAUGACUUUUACCAGUUUUUCAUCCGUACGGACGACGCCGACGUUGGGACGUUGCUGAAAACGUUUACAUUACUCGAUAUGGACGAGAUUGACACGAUUGUGGCCACCCAUUCUGCCGCCCCAGAGAAACGCCACGCCCAGCAAAUCCUCGCCGAACAUACGACGAGGAUGAUCCAUGGAGAAGUCGCGCUGAAAGCUGCGCAGGUGGCCGCCAAAGUGCUUUUUGGCGGGUCACUGGACGGGGUGGAUGCCGUCGACAUCUUGGCCAUCGAUGCCCCACGGUUGCAAUCUCAACAUAUAUAUAUAUAUAUAUUGCCAAAAGAUUAAAAUAACUGAUAGGUCGAGUUUGGCGUUGGAGCUUGUCCGAGGCAAGCGAGUGGUGGACGUGCUGGCUUUGAUUCGUGCAGUGCCAACCAAAGCGGAAGGCCGACGACUGAUCAAAGCCGGCGGCGUGUACAUCAACAACGUCCGCGUCGACUCGGACGCUGCCGUCAUCGAAGCGAGCCAAGUGAUCGAGGGCAGGGCGGUGCUUGUGCGCGUGGGAAAGCGCAACUACCACGUGCUGCACAUCUCGGAUGCUGUCUACUGUAGUUAGUGUACUGUACAAUGUUUAAGCCCAAACCAUGAAUCACGUGAAGAGUGUGAAUAUGUACGAG